AUGGAUUUCAUCGAGAGGGAAGCAGAGGAGUCUGAGGAGGAAUUUGGGAGUCCAGAGAACACAGAGAAAAAGGCACUGAAGCAUGCUAGAGCAAAUGAUGGUAAUCUAUUCAUUGUACAGCAUGAUAAUAAUUUUGAUUUUAUUUCAAAGAUGUCCCUUGACAGAGUUUUUAUCAUCACAACUACCCUAAAUAAGAUCGAUGGUAACAAUGUGCAGGCUGCACACGUCAUGUGUCAUCUUACUUGAUGUGCAACUUCUUGAUUUGUGACUUAGAUGAGGAGGAGGAAGAGGAGAAUACAGAGGACCAAGAUGAGGAUGGAAACCUCCGUGGUCUGAUUGAUGAUGGUGGGGAUGAAGGAGAAGGGGAGGAAGAGGAAGAGGAUGAGGAAGAAGGGAAGAAAGAUAAAGAAGGAGAUAGUGACUCUGGGGAGGAAAUUGGACACCGUAAGAGGAAGAGAAGUAAGUGGUCAUUCAUAAAUUGGUGUAAAUGCACUGUGAUUGCUUCCUUCUCUUCAGUCUUUGAAUAAACUAUAAUGGCGUAAACCCUUUGAUUAUAUUUUGCCCAUUCAGAUUCAAGCCUUCAUGAUUUGUGACACCAAACAGUGUGCAGCAGAAUCAUGAAUAUCAGUAAUAAUCACCUUUAGUGUUUGAGUAUCUUGCGUUUUCUGUCUACAGGCUUUGACGACCGCUUGGAUGAUGAUGAUAUUGAUCUCAUUGAGGAGAAUUUGGGAGUAAAAGUGAAAAGGGUAAGUAUUCCGAUGCCAUUCUGACAAGCAAAAUGCAUUGUCAUCAGGACAUUGUAUAACACACAGCUGAGGUCUCAUGUCAUGUCCCACAGUCCCACUCUCUAAAAAUACUAUGUAAAAGGAUAUUGACAGAAAUGUUUCCCUGAUACCUCUACUCCUUACUUAUCCCCAUAAACAGCAAAAGUUCCGUCGUUUGCGAGACAUGUCGGACGAUGAGGAUGAGGAGGGAGAUGAAGACGUCAGGGAGGCCCAUGAGAAGGACAUGAUAGCGGAUGAGAUCUUCAUGGGGACGGGAGCGGAUGAGGGCGAAGCAUUGGAUGUGCCUUUGCAUCCCGGGGAGGAUGAGGAGGAGGAUGAUGAAGAGUCUGGUAUGAAACAUUUUAGUUGCUUCAUCUAUAAACAGUGGAGUUGUUUUGAGUUAGCCGUUUGAAAAUAUUUGAGUCAUUUUUUUAUUUUUAUUUCCUCAGAUAUCGAUGACUUUAUUGUGGAUGAUGACGGACAGCCCUUGAAGAAACCCAAGUGGAGGAAGAAGCUGCCUGGAUAUACAGAUGCGUAAGUGAUUCUGACAUUUAAUUUAAUCACUUAGAUCCCCAUUUGCAGUAGCCUCUCCACCUGCAAGAAGUCUUAUCUGUGCAAUAUAAUUUGAUAUGGUAGAUGUGUCCCAAAUGGCACCCUAUUCCCCUAUGGGCCCUGGUCAAAAGUAGUGCACUAUAAAGGGAAUAGGGUGCCGUUUGGGACAUAGAGGGUGCCAUUUGGGACAUAGACAUGUUUACUUUACUCACAUGCAAUAUUUAGUACUGAGCACCACUCCCUUUUUACAGAGCCCUUCAGGAGGCCCAGGAGAUAUUCGGAGGGGACUUUGACUUUGCCGAGUUUGACACUGAAGCCUAUGAAGAUGCAGAGGAGGAGGAGGAGGAUGCAGAUGAAGAGUCAUGGGACCGGCCCAAGAAGCAGGCCAAGAAGAGGGUGGGUCGACGCAGUAUCUUUGAGAUCUAUGAGCCUAGCGAGCUGGAGAGCAGUCACAUGACGGAUCAGGACAAUGAGAUCCGCUCCACUGACAUGCCAGAGAGGUUCCAGGUGUGUAUACUUCUAUAGGGAGCGUCCCAAAUGGCACCCGGACCCAUAGGGCUCUGGUCAAAAGUAGUGCACUAUAUAGGGAAUAGGGUGCCAUUUGGGACACAGUUAUAGUCAUUAGGACACGUGAGCACCUGAAACUCACCUAUAACUGUUAUGGGCUUGACUGUAGCCCAGUGGUAUUUAAACUUUUUCAGGGGGGACUCCAUUUCUUCAGCCAGAAUUUCUGGGGACCACAUUUUUUUUGCAAUAUCGCGUGACCCCACCCCACGCCAAAUAUAAUGACACAACCUUAAAAUCAGUACAUUUCGAUUUUUACAUCAACAAAUAACCUUAAAUUCAUUACAUUUUCAUCUCUUAUCAAAAUGAAAAGAAACCAAUAAAUACAUUUACUAAAUAAAAUACAAAAAUUAUAAUUAUCUUUCUCAAAAACCUUUGCAUAUUGUCCCAUACAAUAAUCUGUACUCUUAAUUUUUGGUCCCCCCCCCCCGAGGUCGACCUCACUGUAGUUCCCCCGCGACCCCGACUUUGAAUACCACUGACUUUGAAUACCACUGACUUUGAAUACCACUGCAUACCCUUUUCUAUGUGUGUGGUCUUGUUGUUUUUAGCUACGCUCCACUCGUGUGAAGCCAGCAGAGGAUGAUGAGCUGGAACAAGAGGCUGAGUGGAUCUAUAGGAAUGCCUUCUCUACUCUCACCAUCUCCAUGCAGGUACUGGAGUGAGGAUCUUUUAGCUAGGUCUCAUAAGACAAUUAGUUCAAGCUGAAGCUACAGUCUAGGUCUGUUUUUAAAAUGCUUGUGUUUUUUAAAAUCUAAUAUUCUGUGUUUUCAGGAGAAUGCAGACUAUUUGGACAGAGGUCCAACCACUUCUUUCAGCAGAAAAGGCCCCAGCACCAUCCAGAAGAUAAAAGAGGCUUUGAAUUUCAUGAGAAACCAACAUUUUGAGGUAUUACACAGUCCCUCUAGUACUGUAGGUAAAGUUGAGUUCUUCCAUAUAAUUUUUCACAGUUAAUACAACUUUCUUCAUUGUUUCACCUUUAGGUUCCGUUCAUAGCGUUCUACAGGAAAGAGUAUGUGGAGCCUGAACUCAAUAUCAAUGAUCUGUGGAAGGUUUGGCAGUGGGAUGAGAAGGUAAUAUACUGUAGCAUUGGAUUUUUGUUAACUUUAACCCUUCAUUUAUUCUCUCUGUUUAAUUACUGUUUAAUGUGGGACUUUCUUUCCUCCUCAGUGGACCCAGCUGAAAACCCGCAAACAGAACCUGAGACGCCUGUUCCAGAAGAUGCAAGGAUACCAGUUUGAACAGAUCUCAGCAGACCCAGAUAAGCCACUGGCUGAUGGCAUUCGACCACUAGACACUUCAGAUUUAGAGAGGUAAGGCUUGUCAUGUCAAACAUGCUUGUAAGUAAGGGUUGUCUGAGCCAGAACGGCCCAUCUUCUGUUUCUGUAGCGUGAGGCAGCUUGAUGUACAAGUACACCCCCUGGACAGUACGCUAGUUAUGUUAUGACACCUUUAUUAUCUUUGUUGUAUCGGAAUGCUUACCUGAUUAUGUUUGUCUGACAAGGCUGAAGGAUGUCCAGUCUAGUGAUGAACUGGGCGACGUCUACAACCAUUUCCUGCUGUACUAUGGCCGGGAUAUUCCAAAGAUGCAGAAUGCAGCCAGGUCCAGCAAGAAGAAGCUGAAGAAGAUCAAAGAAGUGGAUGAAGAUGGUACGAUUUAGAUUAUAUAUUGUAAGAUUGUGAAAGCACCUUUGCCCUCACCAGAGUAAUUCUCAUGUCUUCUGUUCGCAGGUAAUGAGCAGGAAGUAGAGGAGGAGGAAGAGGAAGAAGAGGAGCAGUCGAAGGGGCCGGACCUGAAGCUUGCGUCUCGCAGGGAUAUGUACAGCAUCUGCCAGUGUGCAGGACUGGGUGAGUGCUUUAUCAUGUGUGUCCAGUAGGUGCCACUAUCAGCACCUAUUACAGACAUAUUUGUGUGCCAUACAGUACAUCUUCAGGUCUAUACAGUUAGCUCGUGAUUAUACAAAAACUUGCGAAAGAAUGUGCGACUGGAAAACUGUGACUAGUGUACUUAAACAGAGUUUGCCAAUCGAAGUACACUUGCUGUAUCACAAGCCGACUGUAUUUGCAGCUGUUUUUGAGUCCACCAUUUAAAGGCUUCUCUCAUCAGAUGGCCUGGCCAAGAAGUUUGGUCUGACUCCAGAGCAGUUUGGAGAGAACCUACGUGACAGUUACCAGCGUCACGAGACGGAGCAGUUUCCUGCUGAGCCCAUGGAGCUGGCUAAGGACUACAUCUGCAGGUUAACCAGCGACACAUUAUUGCACUUUAUACAGAAAACACUUUCAUAUAAAGAUAACCCAACCAUUUCAGCAGUAACAGGGGUGGUGUUGAGAGGUGAAUAUGCAAACUUGUACAUGGCUGCAUCUCAAGUGGCACCAUUUGAGAUGCAAACCUAUACCUUCCACAAUAAUACUAAUAGUACAGUGGGGGAAAAAAGUAUUUAGUCAGCCACCAAUUGUGCAAGUUCUCCCACUUAAAAAGAUGAGAGAGGCCUGUAAUUUUCAUCAUAGGUACACGUCAACUAUGACAGACAAAAUGAGAAAGAAAAUCACAUUGUAGGAUUUGUAAUGAAUUUAUUUGCAAAUUAUGGUGGAAAAUAAGUAUUUGGUCACCUACAAACAAGCAAGAUUUCUGGCUCUCACAGACCUGUAACUUCUUCUUUAAGAGGCUCCUCUGUCCUCCACUUGUUACCUGUAUUAAUGGCACCUGUUUGAACUUGUUAUCAGUAUAAAAGACACCUGUCCACAACCUCAAACAGUCACACUCCAAACUCCACUAUGGCCAAGACCAAAGAGCUGUCAAAGGACACCAGAAACAAAAUUGUAGACCUGCACCAGGCUGGGAAGACUGAAUCUGCAAUAGGUAAGCAGCUUGGUUUGAAGAAAUCAACUGUGGGAGCAAUUAUUAGGAAAUGGAAGACAUACAAGACCACUGAUAAUCUCCCUCGAUCUGGGGCUCCACGCAAGAUCUCACCCUGUGGGGUCAAAAUGAUCACAAGAACGGUGAGCAAAAAUCCCAGAACCACACGGGGGGACCUAGUGAAUGACCUGCAGAGAGCUGGGACCAAAGUAACAAAGGCUACCAUCAGUAACACACUACGCCGCCAGGGACUCAAAUCCUGCAGUGACAGACGUGUCCCCCUGCUUAAGCCAGUACAUGUCCAGGCCCGUCUGAAGUUUGCUAGAGUGCAUUUGGAUGAUCCAGAAGAGGAUUGGGAGAAUGUCAUAUGGUCAGAUGAAACCAAAAUAUAACUUUUUGGUAAAAACUCAACUCGUCGUGUUUGGAGGACAAAGAAUGCUGAGUUGCAUCCAAAGAACACCAUACCUACUGUGAAGCAUGGGGGUGGAAACAUCAUGCUUUGGGGCUGUUUUUCUGCAAAGGGACCAGGACGACUGAUCCGUGUAAAGGAAAGAAUGAAUGGGGCCAUGUAUCGUGAGAUUUUGAGUGAAAACCUCCUUCCAUCAGCAAGGGCAUUGAAGAUGAAACGUGGCUGGGUCUUUCAGCAUGACAAUGAUCCCAAACACACCACCCGGGCAACGAAGGAGUGGCUUCGUAAGAAGCAUUUCAAGGUCCUGGAGUGGCCUAGCCAGUCUCCAGAUCUCAACCCCAUAGAAAAUCUUUGGAGGGAGUUGAAAGUCUGUGUUGCCCAGCGACAGCCCCAAAACAUCACUGUUCUAGAGGAGAUCUGCAUGGAGGAAUGGGCCAAAAUACCAGCAACAGUGUGUGAAAACCUUGUGAAGACUUACAGAAAACGUUUGACCUGUGUCAUUGCCAACAAAGGGUAUAUAACAAAGUAUUGAGAAACUUUUGUUAUUGACCAAAUACUUAUUUUCCACCAUAAUUUGCAAAUCAAUUCAUUAAAAAUCCUACAAUGUGAUUUUCUGGAAUUAUUUUUCUCAUUUUGUCUGUCAUAGUUGACGUGUACCUAUGAUGAAAAUUACAGGCCUCUCUCAUCUUUUUAAGUGGGAGAACUUGCACAAUUGGUGGCUGACUAAAUACUUUUUUUCUCUCUGCCUGUGCAGCCAAUUCAGCACAGCGGAGGCAGUACUGGAGGGGACUCGCUACAUGGUGGCCAUGCAGAUAGCUCGAGAGCCUCUAGUCAGACAUGUGCUCCGACAGACGUUCCAGGAGAGAGCCAAGAUCAACAUCAAACCCACCAAGAAGGGAAAGAAGGUAUACACCAUCUAUUUGCAAUAGGGUUGAAAAAUCAUGGUAAUUUACCAAAAAUUCCCAGUUUUUCCAGAAAUCCCGGUUGGAAGAUUUCUGGAAUCAGGAGUGAAAAGCAAGAAAUCCUUUAUCCUUCUAUCAGGAUUUCAUGGAAAACCUGGGAAUUUGGGGAAAGUUACUGCAAUUUUGCAACCAUAUUCUGCAAUUACCUCUACUUCUUUGUUGAUUGUAUUAGUGGUUUAUUUAGGUCUUUCAUGGGAUAUACAGUACCUUCAGAGGCGUCGGGUAGCCUAGCGGUUAGAGCAUUGGGACUGUAACCGCAAGGUUGCUUCUUUGAAUCCCUGAGCCGGCAAGGUGGAAAAUUCUGCUGUUCUGCCCUUGAGCAAGGCAGUUAAGCCCCCACAACAACUGCUCCUUUGAUUCAGAGGGGUUAAAUGCUGAAGACACAUUUUGGUUGAAUGGAUUCAGUUGUACAACUGACUAGGUAUCCCCUUUCCCUAUUCAUACCCCUUGACUUAUUCCACAUUUUGUUUUGUUACAGUCUGAAUUCAAAAUUCAUUAAGUGAAAACAUGUUUAUUUAUUUUAUUUUUAGAAAAUGAAAUAUCUCAUUUACAUAAGUAUUGACAUCACUUCGCUAUUACAUUUUAGUCAUUUAGCAGACGCUCUUAUCCAGAGCGACUUACAGGAGCAAUUAGGGUUAAGUGCCUUGCUCAAGGGCACAUCGACAGAUUUUUCACCUAGUCGGCUCGGGGAUUAGAACCAGAGACCUUUCGGUUACUGGCACAACGCUCUUAACCACUAAGCUACCCACUGAGCUCAGGUGCAUCAAAUUCCUUUAAACAUCAUUGAGAUGUCACUACAACUUGAUUGGAGUCCACCUAUGGCCAAUUCAAUUGUUUGGACAGGAUUUAGAAAGAAACACACCUGUCUACAGUGCAUUCGGAAAGUAUUCAGACCCCUUGACUUUUCCAACAUGUUACAGCCUUAUUCUAAAAUGGAUUAAAUUGUUUGUUUUUUCUCAUCAAUCUACACACAAUACCCCACAAUGACAGAGCAAAAACAGGUUUUUAGACAUUUUAACAAAUGUAUUACAAAUUAAAAACUGAAAUAUCACAUUUACAUAAGUAUUCAGACACUUUACUCAGUACUUUGUUGAAGCACCUUUGGCAGCGAUUACAGCCUUGAGUCUUCUUGGGUAGGACGCUACAAGCUUGGCACACCUGUAUUUGGGGAGUUUCUCCCAUUCUUCUCUGCAGAUCCUCUGAAGCUCUGUCAGGUCUAUUUUCAGGUCUCUCCAGAGAUGUUAGAUCGGGUUCAAGUCCGGGCUGUGGCUGGGCCACUCAAGGACAUUCAGAGACUUGUCCCGAAGCCACUCCUGCGUUGUCUUGGCUGUGUGCUUAGGGUCGUUGUCCUGUUGGAAGGUGAACCUUCGCCCCAGUCUGAGGUCCUUAGCGCUCUGGAGCAGGUUUUCAUCAAGGAUCCUUCUGUACUUUGCUCCCUUUAUCUUUCCCUCGAUCCUGACUAGUCUCCCUGUCCCAGCCGCUGAAAAACAUCCCCACAGCAUGAUGCUGCCACCACCAUCCUUCACCUUAAGGAUGGUGCAAGGUUUCCUCCAGACGUGACGCUUGGCAUUCAGGCCAAAGAGUUCAAUCUUGGUUUCAUCAGACCAGAUAAUCUUGUUUCUCAUGGUCUGAGAGUCCUUUAGGUGCCUUUUGGCAAACUCCAAGCGGGCUGUCGUGCAUUUUACUGAGGAGUGGCUUCCGUCUGGCCACUCUACCAUAAAGGCCUGAUUGGUGGAGUGCUUCAGAGACGGUUGUCCUUCUGGAAGGUUCUACCUCCCUGACCAAGGCCCAUACUUUCCGAAUGCACUGUAUGUAAGGUCCCACAAUUGACAGUGCAUGUCAGAGCAGAAACUAUACCAUGAAGUCCAAGGAACUGUCCGUAGAUCUCCGAGAUAGAAUUGUGAUGAGGCAUAUAUCUGGGGAAGGGUAUAAAACAAUUUCUAGAGUGUUGAAAGUUUCCAAGAGCACAGAGGUCUCCGUCAUUGAGAAAUUAAAAAAAUAUGGAACUACCCAGACUCUUCCUGGAGCUGGCCGUCCGACCAAACUAAGCAACCGGGCAAGAAGGUCCUUGGUCAGGGAGGUGACCAAGAACCCAAUGACCACUUUGACAGAACUACAGAGUUCCUUGGCUGAGAUGGGAGAACCUGCCAGAAGGACAACAGUCUCUACAGCACUUCACCAAUCUGGGCUUUAUGAGAGAGUGGCCAGACGGAAGACACUCCUGAGAAAAAGGCACAUGACAGCAUGCCUGGAGUUUGCAAAAAGGCACAUGAAAGACUCUGAGAGCAUAAGGCAAAAGAGCCUGUGGUCUGAUGAGACAAAAUUGAACUCUUUGGCCUGAAUGCAAAAAAACGCUUUGUCUGGAUAAAACCAGGCACAGCUCGUCACCCAUCUAACACCAUCCCGACUGUGGAGCAUCAUGCUAUGGGGAUGUUUUUCAGCGGCAGGGACUGGGUGAUUGGUAAGGAUAAAGGGAACAAUGAAUGGAGCUAAAUACAGGCAAAAACUUGAUGAGAACCUGCUUCAGAGUGCAAAUGACCUAAGACUGGGGGGGCGAAGAUUUACAUUCCAACAGGGCAAUGACCCCAAGCAUACAGCCAAUGCAACGCUCAAAUUGCUUCAGAACAAGAAUGUGAAAGUCAUUGAGCAGCCCAGCCAAAGCCCAGACUUGAAUCCCAUUGAAAAUCUUUGGAAAGACUUGAAGAUUGCUGUUCACUGCCGUUCCCCAUCUAACUUAACAGAGCUUAAGAAAAUCUGCAAGGAAGAAUGGGAGAAAAUCCCCAAAUCCAGAUGUGCAAAGCUCAUACAGACAUACCCAAGUCGACUCAAAGCGGUAAUCGCCGCCAAAGGUGCUUCUACAAAGUAUUGACUCAGGGGUGUGAAUACUAAUGUAAAUUUACUUAAAUAGCAAAAAACAUGCUUUCGCUUUGUCAUUAUGGGGUAUUGUGUGUAGAUGGGUGAGAGAAACCAAAUUCAUUUAAUCCAUUUUGAAUUCAGGCUGUAAGACAAUAAAUUGUGUAAUAAGUCAAGGGGUAUGAAUACUUUCUGAAGGCACUAUACAUACUGUAUAUAAAAAACACAUCUAACAAGUUAUGUUCUUUUAAUCAACUCAUAUUUUUACAUUUUAGUCAUUUAGCAGACACUCUUAUCCAGAGCGACUUACAGUUAGUGCAUGUAUUAUUAUAUCAUUAUCUAGUUUGGAGUACUCUACCAUACAUGUAUGUGGUCUAAUCUCUCCUAUAGGAUGUGGAUGAGGCCCAUUAUGGCUACUCCUUUAAGUACCUGAAAAACAAGCCUGUAAAGGAGCUGAAUGGAGACCAGUUCCUCAAGAUGUUCCAGGCAGAGGAAGAGGGCCUGCUCACCAUAAACAUCUGUAUUGACCUGAUUGGAGUGAAGGGGUGAGGGCUUGUUAUUAUAACAUUGUGUAAUAACAUAUUAAUAACAUUAUAGUCUGCAUCCCAAAUGGCACCAUAUUCUCUAAAUAGUGCACUAUGCUCUGGUGAAAUGUAGUGCAUUAUGUAGGGAACAGGGUGCCGUUUGCGACGCAGCCUCUGAGCUUGUGUAAUAACAUAUUAAUAACAUCUUAUAACAUAUUCCAAAAUGUGCUCUGUUUACAUGUAUACUGUCCUGAGUCAGUCAAGUAUCCAUUAUAUCACUAUGUGUGUUGAGCAGGUACGGAGGUGACCAUGCGUACUAUGAAGAGAUAAAGCAGUUUUACUACAGAGACGAGUUCAGCCACCAGGUUCAGGAGUGGAACAGACAGCGCACUCUGGCCAUCGAACGAUCCCUCAAACAGUUCCUUUACCCGCAGAUGGCUAAAGAGCUGAAGAACAAACUUAUUGCAGAAGCAAAGGAGAACAUCAUCAAGGUACUCCCCCCCACACACACACCCAAGGAGGAGGAUACAUCUUCUGCAUCUAUUAUGAUAUAUUGUGAAGUCAUUACCUCAACAUUUAAUUUGAUUUUUCUUCUUAUUUUCUUUACUUUGAUGUGAUGUCGUUGCUACUGUGGUAUUGAUGACUUAUUUUCUUAUUCUGGUAUUGACUUUCCAAAGCAGGCGGCUCAGAGCAUUGAUGUAUGUUGAGCCUGCUACAGUGUUGUGAUAGUGGUUGCCCGCCCCUCAGGCCUGCAGCAGGAAGCUGUAUAACUGGCUGAAGGUGGCGCCCUAUCGGCCCGACCAACAAGUGGAGGAGGAGGACGAGGAGCUCAUGUCUGAGGCCCAGGGCAAAGGGAUCCGCGUGCUGGGAGUGGCCUUCUCAUCCAGCAGGUAGAGUACUGCACACUGUCUCUGACUUCACUUUGGUGGUGUCCCAAAUGGCAUCCUAUUCCCUAUGUAGUGCACUACUUUUGACUAGACCCUUUGUGGCUCUGGGCAAAAGUAGUGCACCAUAUAGGGAAUAGGGUGUCAUUUGGGACACUGACACUGUCUCUAACUUCAGUUUAACUUCACUUCAUUGUCUUUACCACUUUUACAGUGAGCUAAAUUGAAUGACUUAUUUAUUGAAUGUGUUUGUGACCAUAGAAUUAGGAAUUAGAAUACUAGAAUGGACAUUAACCUUCUUAUGAUGGGAUAAAGGUCAGCCAUUUUGGUCAGGAAGUUGGUCAACCAUGGUUUGCCAGUGCUGUGAUAAAAUAUUGUGUAAAAUAAUGAAUUUGAAGAAUUUAUCUGCACUGUAUGUUUAUUAGCAAGCUAGCUAGCAAGUUUUAGAGUAAUAAUUCCAUACAUUUUUCAAAUGAACUGCCAAUAUGCCAACAUUCCAUUCAAUCAAUAGAUGUGGUAAAGAGGUCAAUGGAAUGCAGACUGUGGGGGAUAGAAGGACACCGGAUUGGCGCACUUUCAACAAAUCUGAUCAAACAAAGUGGUUAUUUGUCAAAUCCGGCCCAUAAUGUGGUUACUAAAGUCCAAUUUUGAUAUAUUUGGUUGUUUUCACUGCAUAACAUUUAGAAGUAGUUCCUUCUCAGGUGUAGAAGUAUUGAGUGACUGCUAUGCUAACUCCCGUUUGUAUAAGCUGGUAGCAUAGCUAGCACAGAGAAAUCGUUGGGGGUAGUCAGUCUUUUUAACUGGAAUGGAGUUGAUUGGUGACCAUGACACAAAUAAACAGUAGCCUAAAUGUAGGCUAAUUUUGCUGGAGGCCAAUGAGGAGAUUCAGUCUUUCCCCCACGGCAUCGUUCACCCCACGUGUUUCCAUUGUAUUUCCAUUAUUUUGGUUGAGUUCCAUUGACCUCUAUGCAGUCAAUCCACAGCCAUACACUGGCUGAAUCAGUUGAUGAUAGGAUUUAGACAAGUUGUAAAUGCAAUAAGUACUGAUAUUGUAUCAUACAAUAUAAUAGCGCUCAAAUCUUUCCAAGAAAUCAAAAUGUUUGACAUUUAUGGUCUGUUUGUAAAUAUGUUAGAGGCUAUUUAUCCUGAUAAUUUGUAUAAAACUGUAUUUAUAAUUAUAUGACAAUAUUUUAGGUUGACAAUAAUUAUAUCACACAAUUUUUUAUAUAUCACAUGCCUUACUUUAAUUUUCCUGCAAAGUAUAAUCAGGAUUAUGCCUCUACUGCCAUUCAUUCCAAUUAGACUGGUUUGGAUUUCUCCCUGGCCAAUAUAGCUGCCAUUUUCACCCCAUUCUGGAAUUUCUAGGGUUUAUGACAUAGCCCCUCUAGUAAUUUAAUAGGAUCUCUAUGUUUAUGAUUGAGUUAUUAUUCACUGCAAACCAAUGUCUGUUCGCAGAGACACCCCAGUGUUCUGUGCCCUGGUGAAUGGUGACGGAGAGGUGGGGGAUUUCCUCAGGCUUCCUUACUUCCUGAAGAGGAGGAACGCAUGGAGGGAGGAUGAAAGGGAGAAAAAGGUAUUUAUGAAACCAAACCAAGGGUGGGUCCUAAAUGGCACCCUAUUUACAUUUACAUGUUAGUCAUUUAGCAGACGCUCUUAUCCAGAGCGACUUACAGUUAGUGUAGUGAGUGCAUACAUUUUCAUAUUUUUGUUUCGUACCAUAGGGCUCUGGUAAGAAGUAGUGCACUAUGUAUGGAAUAGGGUCCAUUUAGGACAUAGUGCAAGAGUUUUGAAGAAGCUCAGAUAACCAUACCAUCCAAUGUUGACCAUGUUCUAAUAUUUGUCCUAUCAUACCUUUAGAUCCACGAUAUUGAAACCCUGAAGAAGUUUCUGAACAGUAAGAAGCCUCACAUCAUCGCUAUAGCUGGGGAGAACAGGUGUGCAACCCUCUACUGCUUUCUUUCACCUGUGGCCUUCUUAGACUCCUGUUUAAAGAAGCUUACAAACAUGACUGAGGGUACAUCCCAAAUGGCACCCUAUUCCCUAUAUAGUGCACUACUUGGGUGCCAUUUGCCAUUUGGGACGCAUCCUGAAUGUUUGUAAUAUUCCCCACUCCACUUCCUGUGCAGGGACGCCCAGAUGGUGAUUGAAGACAUUAAACGCACAGCCAGUGAGCUGGAGCAGGAGUCCUCCUUCCCCACCAUCGGGGUGGAGCUGGUUGACAAUGAACUGGCCAUGCUCUACAUGAACAGCAAGAAAUCAGAGGUCAAGUCCUGCCCUCAUUUCCCUAAGCAUGUUUUCUCACAAGACAAAUUUGUCUACAUUGGAGGUAUUCUACAUACUGUACCUCCAGAAACUCUCUGAGUGGUCCACAAUGUGUUUUUUAAAAUCUGUAAUAUGUAUUGCCAAUGACUGUAAUAUUGUGGAGUGAGUGACACUUAAAUAGAUUUUUCUCUUAACUCUACAUAUUUUUCUAUUUCUCCAAUCCACAGGCAGAUUUCCGGGACUACCCCCCUCUCCUGAGACAGGCUGUGUCUGUGGCCAGGAAGAUCCAGGACCCCCUGGUGGAGUACGCUCAGGUGUGCAGCAGUGACGAGGAUAUCCUCUGCCUCAAGUUGCACCCUUUGCAGGUACUAAUGACAUCAUCCAGACUGAGUUCCAAAUAGGGCUCUCAUCAAAAGUAGUGCACUAUAUAGUGAAUAGGGUGCCAUUCAGGACGCAGGGUGCCAUUCAGGACGUAACCCCUGUAUCCAUUAGGCCAGGCAUGCUUGAGAGAUCAUUAUCACCUAGUGGCGGCUUUGAUGAAAACACACUGGGGGUUUACAGAGAUCCUUUAGAGACCCAAACUAAAUGGACGAUUCCAUGCCAGCAUGGCCCAAUUUUGAGGGGGUAUCUUAGAUUGUUCACAAAAUUCCGACAUAGAAACUUCAUUGGGAGGAAGAAUGUUUGAUGUGCUUUUUACAUUUGUAACACAAACCAUUUUUGAUAAAAUCAUGAUGAAAGUGGCCAUUUUAGGGAUGGACCACUGGAAUUAUUUGCUAGGAUAAUAAUUGCUUGUCAAUAAAUUAAAUGUAAUACAAUGGCAAUCCGGGUUAUAUGUUAAAAUCCUACGCAUGAACUGCCGACAUUAUUACGCAUAUUAAUUGAUAAUGAUGGAAAAUAGGAUAUGCAUAAUUUGUUUUUAAUAGUUAUAUAGAGGUGACAGCAUUGGAAAUGCUUUUGGCGGUUAAUCUGCUUCUGUUUUGUGGGUGGCACUGUGUGCUGUUUUCGAUGGAUGGGUCCUGGCCUCUCGGGGCCUUAGGGAUCCGGAGGGACAUGGGUGGGAUGCCGAUCACUGGGAUGACGGCUCAACUUGGGAUGGGGAGGGGCUUUAGCGGGGGAAUUAGUGGAGAACAAUUGAAGGGUUACUCAGUAGCAAUGCAAAUAUCACGGUACAGCUAUAUGGACACUCAAUCAUUACGGUAUUUUUUAUUGGUAAAUUUACAAACAUAUAUAAUGAUAAAUAGACUUGAAACUUGUAUCUCAUUAUGGUGUAUGGUGAAAUAAGUAUAGCCAGUUAUAAUUGUAAUGGCUUAGCUGAUAAUAACAAAAGAAUAACAAUAUUUACAUGGCUCAAAGAGAAGGAAUAUAAUAUCUAUUGUAUACAGGAAACUCAUUCAACAAUUCGAGAUGAAGUUGCGUGGAAAAAGGAAUGGGGGGGGGGGGAAUAUACUUCUCCCAUGGGCAAAGAAAUUCAAAAGGGGUGAUGAUAUUAAUUAAUGGUAAUUUCGAUCCGAAUGUGCAAAUUGUCCAAAUAGAUACGCAAGGUAGAUGGAUUAUUUUAAAUAUGUUAUUGGACCAUAAACAGAUAUGGCUCAUUAACCUUUACGGACCAAAUAAUGAUGAUCCACAAUUCUUUGACAAUAUAUAUAAUAAAUUAUCAACCCUGCAAGCAAUUCAAGACAAUAUUAUUAUGGUGGGGGAUUAUAAUACUGUUUUAAAUAGCUCAAUGGACCGUAAAGGAAAUCACACCACAAACAAUCACCCACAUGCUCUUAAGGAAAUUGUGAAUGUCAUGGAUACAUUAGAACUAGUAGAUAUAUGGAGGCUUAAAUAUACUGAUCUAGUGAGAUAUACAUGGCGGAGACUCAAUCAAGCUAGUCGUCUUGACUUCUUUCUUAUCUCAUUCUCGUUGGCACCAAAAGUUUAAAAAGUGUUGAUAGGGUACAGAAUGCGGUCGGACCAUCAUAUAAUUGGCAUAUACAUUACUCUUACUGAAUUUCCACGUGGGCGAGGAUAUUGGAAAUUUAAUCAAAGCCUAUUGGAUGAUAGUUUAUUUAUAAUUAGACCAAAGGAAUUUAUAACUGACUUUUUCCAACAUAACAUAGGUACAGCAAAUCCCCUUAUUGUAUGCGACACCUUUAAAUGUGCCUUUAGAGGCCAUGCAAUUCAGUACUCAUCUCGAAUGUAGGUCAAAAGAGUUUAUACUAACAAAGGAAAUAGAAAGUCUAACAGAACAGAUAGAUGGCAAUAAAAAUUGUAACAUAGAGGCUCAGAAUAAAUUAGAGGAAAAACUAAUAGAAAUGGAGAAACUUAUUCAAGAAAGAUCAAGUGUAAUAUAUUAUAAAAAUAAAGCAAACUGGAUGGAAUAUGGGGAAAAAUGCACAAAAUUCUUUUUUAAUCUUCAACAUAGGAAUGCUACCAAAAAUAACUUCAUGAAACGGGUUACAAUUGAUGGAGUCACCCAUGAUUCACCAAAUGAUAUUUUGAAGGAGGAAACAAAGUACUUUAAGCAUAUGUUUUCUUUUCAGUCGCCUCCAUCUCCUCUAACUGAAGCUAAUUGUAGAGAUUUUUUUUCUAUUGAUAAUGUCAAAUUAACAGCCAUACAGAAAGACUCAUGUGAAGGUGAAAUUACAAAGGAGGAACUUCUGGAUGCAAUUAAAUACUUUAAGUCCGGGAAAACUCCAGGGUUGGAUGGCAUACCAGUCGAGGUAUACCAAACCUUUUUUGAUAUACUAAGAGGACCGUUAUUAGCCUGUUUUAACCACUACUAUGUAAAUGGUAGAUUAUCUGACACUCAAGAAGGUCUGAUCUCAUUAUUACUGAAACAGGAUACAAGUGGAAAAUAUAAAGAUCCAGUCCAUUUAAAAAAUUGGAGGCCCCUUACACUUCAGUGUUGUGAUGCAAAAAGUCGAGCAAAAUGUAUAGCGCAUAGAAUUAAAAAGGUAUUGUCGGAUAUUAUUCAUUCUAAUCAGACAGGUUUUUUACAUGGAAGAUACAUUGGAGAUAAUAUAAGGCAAGUAUUGGAAACAAUAGAACACUAUGGAAAAUAUGGGAAACCAGGCCUGCUAUUCAUAGCAGACUUCGAAAAGGCAUUUGAUAAAGUACGACUGGGGUUUAUACAGUGGGGGAAAAAAGUAUUUAGUCAGCCACCAAUUGUGCAAGUUCUCCCACUUAAAAAGAUGAGAGAGGCCUGUAAUUUUCAUCAUAGGUACACGUCAACAAUGACAGACAAAAUGAGAACAUUUUUUCCUGAAAAUCACAUUGAAGGAUUUUUAAUGAAUUUAUUUGCAAAUUAUGGUGGAAAAUAAGUAUUUGGUCAAUAACAAAAGUUUCUCAAUUGACACAGGUCAAACGUUUUCUGUAAGUCUUCACAAGGUUUUCACACACUGUUGCUGGUAUUUUGGCCCAUUCCUCCAUGCAGAUCUCCUCUAGAGCAGUGAUGUUUUGGGGCUGUCGCUGGGCAACACGGACUUUCAACUCCCUCCAAAGAUUUUCUAAUGGGGUUGAUAUCUGGAGACUGGCUAGGCCACUCCAGGACCUUGAAAUGCUUCUUACGAAGCCACUCCUUCGUUGCCCGGGCGGUGUGUUUGGGAUCAUUGUCAUGCUGAAAGACCCAGCCACGUUUCAUCUUCAAUGCCCUUGCUGAUGGAAGGAGGUUUUCACUCAAAAUCUCACGAUACAUGGCCCCAUUCAUUAUUUCCUUUACACGGAUCAGUCGUCCUGGUCCCUUUGCAGAAAAACAGCCCCAAAGCAUGAUGUUUCCACACCCAUGCUUCACAGUAGGUAUGGUGUUCUUUGGAUGCAACUCAGCAUUCUUUGUCCUCCAAACACGACGAGUUGAGUUUUUACCAAAAAAUUAUAUUUUGGUUUCAUCUGACCAUAUGACAUUCUCCCAAUCCUCUUCUGGAUCAUCCAAAUGCACUCUAGCAAACUUCAGACGGGCCUGGACAUGUACUGGCUUAAGCAGGGGGACACAUCUGGCACUGCAGGAUUUGAGUCCCUGGCGGCGUAGUGUGGUACUGAUGGUAGCCUUUGUUACUUUGGUCCCAUCUCUCUGCAGGUCAUUCACUAGGUCCACCCGUGUGGUUCUGGGAUUUUUGCUCACCGUUCUUGUGAUCAUUUUGACCCCACGGGGUGAGAUCUUGCGUGGAGCCCCAGAUCGAGGGAGAUUAUCAGUGGUCUUGUAUGUCUUCCAUUUCCUAAUAAUUGCUCCCACAGUUGAUUUCUUCAAACCAAGCUGCUUACCUAUUGCAGAUUCAGUCUUCCCAGCCUGGUGCAGGUCUACAAUUUUGUUUCUGGUGUCCUUUGACAUCUCUUUGGUCUUGUCCAUAGUGGAGUUUGGAGUGUGACUGUUUGAGGUUGUGGACAGGUGUCUUUCAUACUGAUAACAAGUUCAAACAGGUGCCAUUAAUACAGGUAACGAGUGGAGGACAGAGGAGCCUCUUAAAGAAGAAGUUACAGGUCUGUGAGAGCCAGAAAUCUUGCUUGUUUGUAGGUGACCAAAUACUUAUUUUCCACCAUAAUUUGCAAAUAAAUUCAUUAAAAAUCCUACAAUGUGAUUUUCUGGAUUUUUUUCUUCUCAAUUUGUCUGUCAUAGUUGACGUGUACCUAUGAUGAAAAUUACAGGCCUCUCUCAACUUUUUAAGUGGGAGAACUUGCACAAUUGGUGGCUGACUAAAUACUUUUUCCCCCCACUGUAUAUAAAUGCCUGGAGCAUUUCAAUUUUGGAGAAUCUCUUAUAAAACUGGUCAAAAUCAUGUAUAGUAACCCUAGGUGUAAAAUAGUAAAUAAUGGCUAUUUCUCAGAAAGUUUUAAACUGUCAAGAGGAGUGAAACAAGGUUGUCCACUAUCGGCAUAUCUAUUUAUUGUGGCCAUCGAGAUGUUAGCUAUUAAAAUCAGAUCCAAUAAUAAUAUCAGAGGAUUAGAAAUCCAGGGCUUAAAAACAAAGGUGUCAUUGUACGCUGAUGAUUCAUGUUUUCUUUUAAAUCCACAACUAGAAUCCCUCCACAGCCUCAUAGAGGAUCUAGAUACAUUUUCUAACCUCUCUGGAUUACAACCAAAUUAUGACAAUUACGUAUUGGAUCACUAAAAAGUACAAUUUUUACAUUACCAUGUAGUUUACCAAUAAAAUGGUCUGAUGGUGAUGUGGAUAUACUCAGAAUACAUAUCCCAAAGGAAAUAAAUGAUCUCACUUCAAUACAUUUUAAUAGAAAGUUAGCAAAAAUAGAUAAGAUCUUACUACCAUGGAAAGGUAAAUACCUGUCAAUUUGUGGAAAAAUCACCCUGAUUAACUCUUUAGUAUUAUCCCAGUUUACCUAUUUACUUAUGGUCUUGCCUACGCCUAGCGAACAGUUUUUUAAAUUAUAUGAGAAAAAAAUAUUCAAUUUUAUUUGGAACGGCAAGCCAGACAAAAUUAAAAGGGCCUAUUUAUAUAAUUAAUAUGAAUUCGGAGGACAGAAUUUUUUUUUAAUAUUUAAGCAUUAGACCUAUCACUAAAAGCUUCAGUCAUACAAAAGUUAUACUUAAAUCCGAACUGGUUCUCAAGCAAAUUAGUAAGAUUGUCUCACCCAAUGUUCAAGAAUGGCCUUUUUCCCUUUAUUCAGAUUACAACAACUCAUUUUCAGUUAUUUGAAAAGGAAAUCAUCUCCCAAAUAUCACUAUUUCUAAAACAAGCCAUAGAAAGUUGGUUGCAAUUUCAAUUUAAUCCUCCAGAAACGACAGAACAAAUAAUGCAACAAAUAUUGUGGUUAAAUUCAAAUAUACUAAUUGACAAAAAACCUUUAUUUUUUUACAGAAUGUUUAAAAAAGGUAUAAUCUUCAUAAAUGAUAUCAUCGGUAGUACUGGUGGAGUUAUGUCGCACAUGCAGCUAACAAAAACAUAUGGAAAUGUCUGCUCUACACAAAAUUACAACCAAAUAAUUGCAGCCUUACCGCAAAAGUGGAAGAGGAAAGUGGAAGGGGCAGAAAGUAAGGAACUUGUCUGUCGGCCUUGCAUAAAAGAACAUAAUUGGUUAAGGAAAACUGUGAUAAAUACAAAAGUAUAUCAGUUUCACUUAAGGACCAAAGGAUUGACAGCCGUCCCAUAUAGAUUGCAAAAUAGUUGGGAAGAGAUUUUUGACGUACCGAUCCCAUGGCAUAGUGUUUAUGAACUGACACGCAAAACGACACCGGAAUCAAAAAUUAGAAUCUUUCAAUUUAAAUUAUUAUAUAAAAUUCUUGCUACCAAUAGAAUGUUAUUUAUAUGGGGAAUACAAUCUUCCCAGCUCUGCAGAUUUUGCUGUGAAGAGACAGAAUCAUGUUUUGGUUCUGUCCAUUUGUAGCUUGUUUUUGGACACAGGUCCAGGAAUGGCUAAAGGAUUGCAAUAUUUACCUGGAGCUAACCUUGCAGAUAGCAUUACUGGGAGAUCUGAAAAGUCAUAGUCAAUCGAUCAAUAAUAUAAUAAUACUUUUAGCAAAAAUGUUUAUUUUUAAUUCACAAUCUGUAGAAGCAAUGAGAAUUGAAAGGUUCAGAACUUUUGUAAAACAUCACAGUACGGUUGAAAUGUAUAUGGCAAAUAGAAAUCAUAUAUGGAUGGUGUUAAGAGAUAGAUGGGAGGUGUUGAAUGGAGUUGAAGGAUGGGACUAAUAACAAAUAACAACAAAUAAUAACAAGAUAACUAAUAAUGUAAGCAUACUGUGUCCAUAAUAAGUAUAUAGGUUGUAUGUUGGGAGCUUUUGGGAAAGAGCACAGUUAGAAAGAUAUGGCAUAUAGAAGCAAACCGGAUGGACAUCAUGAAAAUGAUCGGAGAGGUUGAGAGUAGAAGAAGUUCAGGAGCAAAAACAAAAAACACAAAUAAAAUAGAAUUAUUGUAAAAUUGACUGUGUCCAUAAGGUGUAGAUAGUAAGCAUAGGCUGGAAGUAGAGGCCUGGGCAUUGUUGUUCACUAAUUUACCCCAAGUAGAGAAAGGAUGGCUGGGUUGAAAAGUAAUAAAGGGGAGUAUAUAUAUAAAAAAAACACAGGGGAUUGGAAGUGAUGCAGACAAUUACAUUGAUAGAAGUUACAAUCUAUCUGCAAUAUUAAGCUGAUCUACCCCCAAAAAAAUAUAAAAAUAAAAGGCCACUCUAAAAUGGAAAGUUUUGUCAUACAACACAAUGCCAGAGAUGUUUUCAGUUUUGAGGGAGCGUGCAAUUGGCCUGCUGACUGCAGGAAUGUCCAACAGAGCUGUUGGCAGAGAAUUGAAUGUUAAUAUCGCUACCAUAAGCCGCCUCCAACGUUGUUUUAGAGAAUGUGGCAGUACAUCCAACCAGCCUCACAGCCGCAGACCAUGUGUACGCCGUCAUGUGGGUGAGCGGUUUGCUGAUGUCAACAUUGUGAACAGUGUCCCAUGGUGGCGGUGGGGUUAUGGUAUGGGCAGGCAUAAGCUACAGACAAUGAACACAAUUCCAUUUUAUCGAUUGGCAAUUUGAAUGCACAAAAAUACUGCGACAAGAUCCUGAGGUACAUUUUGAGGCCCAUUUUCUUUAAAGGUAUCUGUAACCAACAUAUGCAUAUCUGUAUUCCCAGUCAUGUGAAAUCCAUAGAUUAGGGCCUAAUGAAUUCAUUUCAAUUGAUUGAUUUCCUCAAAUGAACUUUAACUCAGUAAAAUCAUUGAAAUUGUUGCAUCUUGCAUUUAUAUUUUUGUUCAGUAUAAUACAACCACUCGCAUCAAAAUAACUUUUAAAAGCAAUGCAACAGAUCAGUGUUUAUCUUAAAAUGUUUAUAAACUAUUAGGCUAUUCUUCACAUUAUAAGCGCAGUAGGCUAUAAGCGCAAAUGUUCCAAAAUGCAAUCAAUUAGCCGGAAAACACUGUUCUCAAAAGUGACCGCAAAUGAGAUUAUGCAUGUAAUGCUUUAUUAUAAAGGUGCAUUUCUAUGGUGAAAAUUAUCUUCUCCAAACUUGAAACUCACACGCCGCCUAUGUAUGCCAGUUAGACUACACCAGUUGUAAAGCGUAUUAAUAUGCUUAAUUUUAAGAAGAAAUUUGGUCACUUAAGUUGUGAUACAAACCUUAUCAGAACAUACAGGCCUAUGGACUAGGCUACAUGAGGUGUGUGACUAUGAUUUGAAAAAGUCACACAAAAAAAGGCAUGUGCUGUUUCCUGCCUUACUGCACAAGCUGGGCAUCAUUCAAAAGUGAUAAUACAAAAUUCACAAGUGAUAGGCUAAUAUUGUCACCCUUCAGACUAUUCAUAAUUUUAUAUUGUCUUUACAUAUACAAAAUAAUAUACUGUAUGUGUGAAAUUAGUUUUGAUUUAGAAUGGACCAUUGUCAUGCACCUGUUUUGGAACAGGGGCAGGGGGUAAAAAAUACAUGUAAUCUAUGCACUUAAAUAACGAAUGGAGGACGCUUUUCCCAUGGUUUAUUUUCAUGCCAGCUAGGUAGGCUAUACUCCUGUUGUAAAGCAAAGCAAUGUGCUUAAUAUUAGGAAUGUUGAGAAAUAAAUAUAGUAGGCCUAGCCUAUAGAAAGCUGAUGGGAACCUCCUCUUUUUAAUAGAGGCCAUCAAAACUCUGUUUUCUCACGCAAUUGCAUAGCCUAUAGAAAUGUUGCGCAACAUGAGCUCAUGGGCACUCAUGAAGUGUUUGAUUAGAUUUUCGAUAACAUUUGCAUUGAUCUCAGAGUGGUUAGAGGGACAAUAGAGUGCUGCGUACCAGGCAGUUAGCAGGUUUGGUAGGCUACUAAUGACCAUCAGCAGCAUCAGAGCUUGGAGAAGCCUAGUUACUGUGACUAAACGGUCACGUGGAAUUUGACUACGGUCAUGACUCGUGACAGCCGGUGUGGCGGUAAAAUGGUCACCGUAACAGCCCUAGCUGUGAUUGGUUACUGACCUAUAAUGUCAAUGUAUAAAAUGAAUAAUUUCUUCAAAAUUAUCAGAGCCCACUCUUGAAAUUUGAUGUGUUUGAAGAGUAUAUUGUUCCAAACACCAAGAUGUUGUCUGUAACAUGUACAGUUCACGGAUCAUAGGGUCUUACAGGAGGCAGGUAUAGGUCUUAAAAGGGCCUAAAAAGGUUAUAAAAAAUUGUUUGUGAUACAAAUGUAAAAAGCAUGUUAAACAUCCUUCCUCUAAAUGAAGUUUUUGUGAGAAUUCCCAGAACCAUCUGUGAUAACAUAAAUAUUUUCGGGCCAUGCUGGCGUGGAAUCACCCAAAUGCAGUAGCAAGUCUAGUUGACUGUACAUGGUAAUCAUAGUCUGGUUUGAAUCAAAGUCUGUGAAUCAAUGUGUCUGUAAAAAGUGAGUCUGACUAUUCUGUCUGCUUCCCACACAGGAGCAUGUAGUGAAGGAGGACCUGCUGAAUGCUCUGUACUGUGAGUUCAUCAACCGGGUGAAUGAAGUGGGUGUGGAUGUGAACCGGGCCAUGGCCCACCCCUACACCCAGAGCCUGGUGCAGUACGUCUGUGGCCUGGGGCCCAGGAAGGGAUCCCACCUGCUCAGGGUAAGACAUAGAUCACAUAAGGCAUCUAGAUUGCCAACAUGUUAAUACAAUGUAAUUACAGUGUUACUAAACAGAUAUAAAAGCAACAAUAUACCAAGUGUUACCAGAUAGAAUUGAUCAAUAUACAGUAGCAAUAUGUACCAUUAUGUUUUUAUUAUUAUAGUAUCUCAGUACUCUACUGCAGGGGUUCCUCAACUUUUUCACUCAGGCCCCCCUUCCAGCAUUGUGGAACAUCCCACUCCCCCUCUAGCACGCGCGCACGUCAUGUCUAUUUCUAUGGGCACAAGCACUGUUCAUGACACGAACUGUUCACACCCCUCUUGCUGGCAGAGAGAACAUUUUGCAGGUUUAAAGCUAAUUUUCUUGCAAUUCUAUACAUUUUGCCAUGUCUAAUGUGUAUUCAUGUGAUAUUUGAGUGACUCAAACAUUACAACAAAAUCUAUGGGCUAAAAAAACUUUAUCUGACAUGGGCUAGUUGAUCUGGACUUUUCUGACAAGUUAUAUAUAGCUCUCUAAGGUAUGCAAUGACUGACAUGACAAGAGAAAAACUGAUGAUGCACUACUCAAAAUUGCACCUUGGGCAUUCUACUAUUACAACUUUCAAGAGUAAGUUUAAAGCCGGACCCUGCGCGCCCCACAGUUUGGGAACCACUGCUCUACUGUACUGACCUCUGAACAGAUACUUUUACAUGUACAUUUAUCCAUCUCUGUUUCCAGAUCCUGAAGCAAAAUAACACUCGUCUGGAAAACCGCACUCAGCUGGUCACCAUGUGUCACAUGGGCCCAAAGGUCUUCAUCAACUGCGCUGGUUUCAUCAAGAUUGACACAGCUUCUCUUGGAGAUAGGUCGGUCUCAGAACAUUGGGCAUGGUCAUUCAUGCAAUACUGCAGAACAUUUCUGAGACUAAAAACCAUAUUUUUAUUUGAAAUUUAACUCAUAACAUUGAAUAACUUGACAAAACUACUUUUAUUGACAUCAUCACACAGCCAAUUCACUAAAUAACUGAAUCAUUGACAUCAAGUGUCUCUCCCUACCUGCAGUACUGACUCCUAUAUUGAGGUUCUGGACGGGUCGCGGGUGCACCCAGAGACCUACGAGUGGGCCAGGAAGAUGGCCGUGGAUGCUCUGGAGUAUGACGAGUCAGCGGAGGACGCCAACCCGGCCGGAGCACUGGAGGAGAUCCUGGAAAACCCGGAGCGGCUCAAAGACCUGGACUUGGACGCCUUUGCUGAGGAGCUGGAAAGACAGGUCAGUGUGGGAGAUGUAGGUUGCGUCCCAGAAGUAGUGCACUAUAUAGGGAAUAGGGUGCCAUUUGGAACACAUCCGUUGUCCUUCUCUGGGUGGGUAUAAAGAGCUUGCAUACUCCUCCUGAUCUGAGGACAUUCUAGUGCUCACUGUUUGAGACUCUCUGUGUCCACAGGGCUAUGGUAACAAGGGCAUCACCCUGUAUGACAUCCGUGCUGAGCUGAGCUGCAGGUACAAAGACCUGAGGUCCACCUACAGAGGACCUAACACAGAGGAGAUCUUCAACCUGCUCACCAAGGAGACACCAGAGACCUUCUACAUUGGUACGUACCGUUCCUUCUCAACCAGGGCCUCAUUGAUAUCUCUUUCAAAGUGAUGGGUUAACACACACACUACCAUGCUUUUUUGGUGCAGGGAGUCACAGCCCCAAUGUGGACAUAGUAGAAAACAUGUAUAACUCCCUUAUUGGUAUCUCAACACUGUUUUCAUGGUCUCGGUCUGUCUGUCUUCGUGGUUCUCUAGGUAAACUGAUCACCAGUGUGGUGACAGGCAUUGCUCACCGGCGCCCCCAGGGGGAGAGUUAUGACCAGGCCAUAAGGAAUGAUGAGACAGGUCUGUGGCAGUGUCCUUUCUGUCAGCAGGAUAACUUCCCUGAGCUCAGCGAGGUGAGAAUCUGAUAUGCUCCAUAUUCUGCUGCUCUGUGAGUGACAGCCCAUCUGAAGAGUGGUGGGUUAUGGGUUUUAAGUUCCUAGAUUAUUAUUUGUUGCUAUAGUUAUAUUGGCCACAGCUGUCUUUUUGAUCAACAAAGUCUGACAUAGCCUCUGUUUUCUCUGGCAGGUGUGGAAUCAUUUUGACAGUGGCUCCUGCCCUGGCCAAGCUAUUGGGGUCCGCUGUCGCAUGGACAACGGAGUCACCGGCUUUAUCCCCACCAAGUUCCUCAGUGACAAAGUGGUCAAGCACCCUGAAGAAAGGGUUAAGGUAUCACUGUAGUUUCCCAAAAAAUAUAUCUCGAUUUCAGUAUAACGAACAGUGAAUUACCAAAGUCAUAUAACACUUUAACUUGCUGUAGGUGGGCAUGACAGUGCACUGCAGGAUCAUGAAGAUUGACAUUGAGAAGCUCAGUGUGGAUCUGACCUGUCGGACGUCAGACCUGUCGGAUAAGAACAACGAGUGGAAGCUUCCCAAGGACACCUACUACGACUUUGACACUGAGACAGAGGAUGUGAAGCAGGAGGAGGAGGCCAAGAAGAAACAGCAGAGAACAAGUGUGUACCUGUCUGAGAGCUUACUGUACAACUCUAGAUGGAGAACAUAGCUGGAAUUGAUAAAUGGAUAAAAUUACAUUUUGGAUUCAUCUUUUAUUAUUGGUUGAUUUUGGUAAUGGUAGUAAGAGUAGAUUUUGGGCUGGUUUCCGGGACACAGAUUAAGCCUAGUCCUGGAAUCAGAAGCAUGGUCAUUGGAAACUUUCAAUUUAAAAAGGUUUUUAGUCCAGGUCUAGGCUACAUCUGUGUCUGGGAAACCAGCCCUAACAAUAUAAUACCAAACGCUAAAAUACAGCUUUCCACUCCCUAUAGCCUACAUCAAGAGGGUGAUAGCCCACCCAUCGUUCCAUAACAUCAACUUCAAGCAGGCAGAGAAGAUGAUGGAGUCCAUGGACCAGGGAGAUGUGAUCAUCAGGCCCAGCAGUAAGGGAGAGAACCACCUGACUGUUACUUGGAAGGUUGCUGAUGGUAUCUACCAGCACAUUGACGUACGAGAGGAGGGCAAGGAGAACGCCUUCAGCCUGGGACAUACCCUGUGGAUCAACACUGAGGUCAGCUCCAUUCACAGGCUUCUUCAUUAUGAAGCAGUAUAUGCCUGUAUGAAUAUAAAUAGGUGUGUCCAAAAUGGCACCCUUUCCCUAUAUAAUCCACAAAAGUAGUGCCCUAUGUAGGGAAUAAGGUGCCAUUUGGCACGAAACCAAUGUGUUUCACCUUUUUCUCAGGAAUUUGAAGAUCUGGAUGAAAUCACAGCCAGAUACAUUCAACCAAUGGCUGCGUUUGCUCGUGAUCUGCUUGGUCACAAGUAUUUUCAAGAAUGCAAUGGUGGAGACCGAAAGGUAGGAACAAGGAUAUACUUUCUUUCAAUUCACAGUAUCAUUGUGUAUGAAUGUGUAUUUAUGUGUGUAUCCAUCUAUCUGCCAGUGUGUGUGUGUUUGGGAGAGAGAGAGAAUAAUAGUUUCAAAGAGACAGGUGGGAUAGAAACCUUUUCAAUUCUCUUCGAUUGAUCAUCAGCUGCCGUCCCUGUUUUUGAAUUGCAGAAAAUGGAGGAGGUCUUGGUGAAAAGCAAGAAGGAGAAGCCUACAUUCAUCCCCUACUAUGUGUCUGCCUGUAGAGAGCUGCCAGGGAAGUUUCUGCUCGGUUACCAGCCCCGCGGAAAACCAAGGUUACCUCAGGACUGCCAACCACACUAGCCGCUGCCUUUGUCAUUCAAAUCAACACCCAUUCAUACGAUGCAUGAAUUUGCAUAGAUAUAGAAAUGCUGGAGAUGCGCUUGGCUUCAUUUAUUUCCAUGUGCAAUUGACACCCUAAAGAAAAAUGCUCUUGUGUUGGAAAUGGAAUUGCCUCACCCCCAAACCCAAACCCAGAAUGUGUGUCAGGACAGUAGGGGAAGCAUGAAGCGCCUGUUUGUCUCAGCCGCUGUUGCCUGUCAAGAGCAAGAGUGAUUAUUGGUGCUUGUUUAGAGACAUGAAAGGACAUGAACAUAAACAUUAACCCUUACUUACCUCUCGCUCAGGAGGGUUUGUCACAUGUAUCCACAGUAAUCAUCACUGUUAAGUGAACCUUCAUAAAGUACUGUACUGUGAUGUUGUAAUGUAAUGUCACAUAAUGUAAUGUAAUGUCAUUGUUAUAAUGUCAUAAUCAGAAUGUCAUUACUUUUCUCUGGCAUGCAGGGUUGAGUUUGUGACUGUCACGCCUGAGGGGUUCAGAUACAGAGGCCACAUUUUUCCCACAGUCAAUGGACUCUUCCGCUGGUUCAAAGACCAUUUCCAGGAGCCAGUGGCAGGUCAGAGCCUACACAGAAUGCUGCCUUAGAAAUGCCUCACAAUGAAACCUACAGUCCAGGGUAAUCAUGUUCUAAUGGUGGAUCACUUCUGUUAUCUGAUAUUUGGUAUUUCUCCUACAGGGAUUACUCCCAGCAGCAGCAGUAGAACACGAACCCCAGCCUCUAUCAAUGCCACGCCAGCCAAUAUUAACAUUGCAGGUCAGUUUAAGGCCAGGACGAUACCAGUAUCGCCAUAUUUUUUCCAUGGCAAAAAUGAAAACACGAAGCAGACAAAACUCUUUGUUUGAUGAGGUGGUGUUGAAGGAGUCAGGCGCAGGAGGGUAAAUCACAGAAUAACAGGCUUUAAUCCGCAAAAUACAGGUUUAUGCAGAACUGCAUCAAACACACUCCAGGGCACAAAACAGGUGCACUGGAAAAUACAAGGUGCACUGGAAAAUACAAGGCACACAGGAAAAUACUCCCGUCGAACAAAAUACACGAGCUCCACCAAGCUUCACUAACCUUCACAAAUAAACAAUCACCCACGGCCGAAGUCGUGACACUUUGGUCCUUUAAAAACCUGCUGUAUGUAAAAUAUUGUGUGCUAUAGCUUGGUAAAUAAAUAAAUGUGACUCUGAAUGACAACAUAAUGAUGUUUGUUUCCAACAUCAGGGCUGUUUUCCUAAAGAAGUUAAAUCUGCUUCAUGUUUUGUUUCCUUGCCACGAUACUAACGAGUAUCGCGAUACUGGUAUUGUCAGGCCCUAGGUCAGUUACUGUGUAUACUCACUCCCAAGGAUUUCUAUGGCUAUAAUAUACUGUAUGUUACCUUAAUUGGUUUUUAACAUUUCAUGCAUCCUAAGGUUGGAAUCAUCAACAUUUGAAGGACUUUUAAGUAACAGUUUCUCUGUUUAAUCUUCUCCUAAUGUAUAAAGUUGUAUGUGUUGUGUAUACCCUGUGUGUCUGUCACUCAGAUCUGACUCGUGCAGUGAACGCCCUCCCUCAGAACAUGACCUCUCAGAUGUUCAGUGCCAUUGCCGCGGUAACGGGCCAGGGCCAGAACCCCAACACCACACCUGCCGGGUGGGCAUCCAGCCAGUAUGGCUACACUGGUGGCAGCAGCGGUGGAGGGGGCAGCAGCGGCGGAGGGGGCAGCAGUAGCGCCUAUCACGUAGGUUUGGAAUACACAGUCGCUUACUGUAUAUCUGAAUGUCAUCACAAAAACAUUUGAGUUUCAUCUCUAUCCGUUUUUCAUAUUUCUGUUCAACAUGAGCCCUUCAACUUUAUUUUUUCUGUCCCAGGUGUUUGCCACACCAGCUCAGCAGCCCAUUGCUACUCCCCUUCUGACGCCCAGCUAUUCGUACACCACACCCACCCCCAGCCAGCAGCAGACUAUCACCACGCCCCAGUACCCCAGCAGCACUCCCCAGUCCUCACACGGAUCACACGGACAUGGACACCGCCCUUCCUCCACACCAUCAUCAACAUCCUCCUCCCGCCACCACAGGACACCAACACCAAAGUAAGUCACCUCUCAAAACUAGCUCUUAGACAGAAUUAUCCAAAUAGAGAAACUAUUUCAAUUUGGGUAAUUCAAAUGGCGAGACUAUGGUCCAUGUAUGUAGCUGGGUACUUACGGAAGUUUCCAACAGCAGAUAACUUGCCUCUAAUUGUUCAGGAAGCAUACAACUGCUAGAUUGUGUGUGAGUAAGUAAAUAGUGAGUUAUCUUCUCUCCCUGCUCCCAACCAUCAGGGCAACUUCCCACACAGCGGUGGACUGGGGAAAGAUGGCCGAGCAGUGGCUCCAGGAGAAAGAAGCAGAGCGCAAGAAGACGAGGCCCAGAAUGACCCCACGACCUUCUCCCAGCCCCAUGAUCGAGAGCACGCCCAUGUCCCUCGCUGGAGACGCCACACCGCUGCUGGAUGAGAUGGAUCGCUAGGUCCAGAGGAGACUUUCUUUCUCCCGAGCCCACUGUUACUCACCCCUACUGUACUGUAUAUGAACUGGACUCAUUAUAUAAUACUGCAUACACUUCACCGCUUCAGUUGGUCACAUUGAAGGAUAAGAUGAUGGUGACCAACAUUGAUGACUGAAUUGCACGUGAAAAAUGUAUUUGAUAACAGUGGUUUGUUUCAAAUUCACCUAAAGAAAAUGGUUGGUUGAUUAUCACUUCUUUGGUAGCACUGUUCCUCAAUUGCAAUUUUAGUGGAAUGUACUAGAAACAAUGAAAACUGCAUGCCUUGUUUAAACCAGGUUUUAACCGUAUUAACUUAAAAUGCAUGUGAUGCAACAAAAACCAAUGAAAACUAUUUCUUUCUGAAUCACACCUGAGGUUAUUGUAACAUAUGCUAUAUGAAUAUUAACCAUCUCUCAGUAGGGGUUUGAAAAGGCUAUUUGUAGUACCAUGUAUAUUAUAUCUAUACCAUUUUAUCUUUGUCACAUGGGUCUUAGGCCAUUUUAAUGACUAUCUUGUAAGUUUCUGGUUUGAUAUCCAGUUGCUGCUUAGUGUAUUGCCUGAGAGCUGACUGGGUAUAGGCUUUAGCCUACAGUAGCUAUACAGGCUUUAUGUCUACUCUGUGUGUAACACAAUGAAGAACAUUGACAGUAUUACUUGGAAGUGUUGAACAAAAUAGGUAUAGGACCUCAAGCACUUUUACUAAUUGUAUUAUUUUGAAUGUUUUUAGUAUUUUUAAAUGCAUUGCCAACUGAAACAUGUGGUCUGUGCUUACUGUGCUACAUCAGCAUAUUCACAUUACAGCUACUGUCCCGUAAUAUACAGUACACUUAAAUGUUAUCCUUUAUCAAUGUAUUUAACCCAUAUUAAUGUAUUUUAAAUCUAUCAAAUUCACUUCCUGUAGUUGAAUUCAACUCAUGUAAGAACAGUGUCAGUUAUUUUCAGUAUUCAUCAUGUUCCACAAACAAAAUGAGUCCAUAACAAAGAAAAGAGAUCUAUCAGUGCCAGCCUGCAGUACUAAUUAAAGUGGUAUGUUAGCAUUGUUGAAUGCCUUUCCUUCAUAAAAAUGUAAAAUACAGAACUCUCUUGUUUCUUUGCCAACUGAGAACAAUUGUUCCUCUCAAGUACUCAGACCAUACAAAAUACAGUAUGAUUCCAUUCAAAAGACCAUUGAAAAACACUGACAAAGCAGAUUAUUUAAUAUUAUGUGGUAUGAGGUGAGAAAUGAUUCUACUUUGUCUCAGAUCCAACUAGCCUACUACGUUGCCAGUACUGCUUAAACACUCUGUCCCCCAGCAGCACCCCCCCCCACUCUGUCCCCCAGCAGCACCCCCCACUCUGUUUCCCAGCAGCACCCCCCCACUCUGUCCCCCAGCAGCACCCCCCACUCUGUCCCCCAGCAGCACCCCCCCCACUCUGUCCCCCAGCAGCACCCCCCACUCUGUCCCCCAGCAGCACCCCCCCACUCUGUCCCCCAGCAGCACCCCCCCCACUCUGUCCCCCAGCAGCACCCCCCACUCUGUCCCCCAGCAGCACCCCCCACUCUGUCCCCCAGCAGCACCCCCCACUCUGUCCCCCAGCAGCACCCCCCACUCUGUCCCCCAGCAGCACCCCCCACUCUGUCCCCCAGCAGCACCCCCCACUCUGUCCCCCAGCAGCACCCCCCCACUCUGUCCCCCAGCAGCACCCCCCACUCUGUCCCCCAGCAGCACCCCCCACUCUGUCCCCCAGCAGCACCCCCCCACUCUGUCCCCCAGCAGCACCCCCCACUCUGUCCCCCAGCAGCACCCCCCACUCUGUCCCAGUCUGGAACACGGUCAGUAGCAUGAAAGUCCUCUUUGUUAUUAAGCUUUGAAUUCCAGUCACUGCUUACUGAAGUGUCCAACUGUUUUACUAUUAUCCUAGCUGGUGUUUUCAGUCUGUAA
This is a messenger RNA of Coregonus sp. 'balchen', 30224 nucleotides long. NCBI's taxonomy places the organism in Eukaryota, Metazoa, Chordata, Actinopteri, Salmoniformes, Salmonidae. The record is from the annotation of a GenBank genome assembly.